CGUCCGAGCUGCUCCAGACAUUCAGUAAAGAGACUCGUCUGCGUGAGCAUGGCACAGGUAUCCUCAGUCACACUCCGCUAGCGCGCAGGGAGAAGUUCUCCAACAUGCUAUCGGAUCUGGAAAUACGCUGUUAGGAUACAGAUCAUGGAUUCGGGUUCGCCUUGACUGCGCUUCACUGAUGCUGUAUGAAUAGAUUCGAAGCGCACGAGCGCGUGCAGUGAUUCAGUGAGAGCGCAGCGCGCGUUUGGAGAGGCGCAGAGGCUGCUCGCAGCAGAUUUCGGAUAAGAGUCUUUAGGAGACAUGGCUUGCCUGCGCUCUGUGCCAGCGAGGAGGAAUCAUACCGCAUCCAUCUUUUCUGUGCUGUUCAUUCUGAUUUUUAUACUCGGAUGCCAGCAGAUAUCUCACUGUGCAUCUGCAACCCUUCAUCCUGGUCCCCAUGUAAAGCAUAAAGCUCUGCUGGAAACUCUGCGGUUGCCUCACAACACAGAAUAUGAAAUCGUGGCCCCAUACGAGGUGGACCAUCAAGGGCGUUACGUUUCUCAUGCCGUGGCCCACCAUCACCGCAGGAAACGCUCCAUGGAAGAUCAAGAUCACGACCUCGCUGUGCACUUCAGGCUGCGUGGAUUAGGACAGGACUUCCACCUGGACCUGCAGCCGUCCCGUGACCUGAUCGCCCCCAGCUUCACCGUACAAACCCUGAGCAGGAGCGGCACCAAGAGCCUGCAGCCCUUUCCUCAAGACCACCUCUGCUUCUACCAUGGGGUGCUGAGGUCAGAGGUCAACUCAUCCGUGGCCCUGUCGACAUGUGCAGGGAUGUCAGGUUUGAUCAGAACUCAGGAUGCGGAUUACUUCUUGAAGCCACUGCACCCACAUCAGGCACUUCUGGAGAACUUCACAGCACCAUCAGACCACCAUCCCCACAUCCUAUACAAGAGAUCCACACCAGCACAGACAAACACAGGCAGAAACAGGAGGUCAACUGAGCCAAAGACAAUCAGCAGAAGACAUUUGGCCGUCCCAUAUCUGGGGAGAACCACACAGACGGAUCCAGAGGAGUACCAGCGUACACUGCACAGUCAUGAUGGCACAUGGCAGAGACAGCACUUCUGUGGAAGACGGAAGAAAUACAUGCCUAAACCUCCUGAGGACGAUAUCUAUAUUUUUCCGGAUGAAUAUAAGUUCAUGCCCAGAGGGAAACGAUCCAUUAUGUUCAAACCUCAGAAGCACCAGAGGCUAAAUGUGGAGACCCUAGUGGUGGUCGACCGCAAGAUGAUGGACAAUCAUGGCCAUGAGAAUAUAACCACAUAUGUCCUUACUGUUCUUAACAUGGUCUCAACACUUUUCAAAGAUGGCACGAUUGGAGGUGACAUCAAUGUUGUAAUUGUUGGACUAAUACUGCUGGAUGAAGACCAGGAUGGACUAGUGAUUAACCAUCAUGCAGAUCACACUCUGAACAGUUUCUGCCAGUGGCAGUCGGGAUUGGCCGGACGAGAAGGUCGCCGGCAUGAUCACGCCAUCCUGCUAACCGGGCUGGAUAUCUGCUCCUGGAAGAAUGAACCAUGUGACACUCUGGGCUUUGCUCCAAUCAGUGGGAUGUGCAGUAAGUACCGCAGCUGCACGAUCAAUGAGGACACGGGUCUCGGUCUGGCCUUCACCAUCGCCCACGAAUCUGGACACAACUUUGGAAUGGUCCAUGAUGGUGAAGGAAAUGUGUGCAAGAAGUCGGUUGGAAAUAUUAUGUCUCCUACCUUGGCAGGACACAAUGGUUUAUUCUCCUGGUCAUCCUGUAGCCGACAAUAUCUAAACAGAUUUCUAAGUACUUCACAGGCCACCUGUCUGUCUGACGAGCCCAGCGCCAUCCAGGAGUACAAGUACCCUGAGAAACUGCCCGGAGAGCUGUAUGACGCCGACACGCAGUGCAAGUGGCAGUUCGGAGAGAAAGCUAAACUGUGCACUCUGGACUUCAAGAAGGACAUCUGUAAAGCCCUGUGGUGCCACCGGGUCGGAAGAAAAUGUGAGACCAAGUUCAUGCCAGCCGCCGAGGGCUCUGCCUGCGGUCCAGAGAUGUGGUGUCGGCGGGGUCAGUGUGUAAAGCAGGGUGAUGAAGGUCCUAAGCCGGUUCAUGGUCAGUGGUCAUCCUGGUCUGGCUGGUCCAGCUGCUCGAGAAGCUGUGAGAGUGGAGUGACCUACAGAGAGAGACACUGCAGCGGCCCCAGGCCCAUGUAUGGCGGCAGGUUUUGCGAGGGCUCGUCUCGCUCUUAUAAACUGUGUAACACCGCUGACUGUCCUCAAAACGCCAUGGAUUUCAGAGCCGCCCAGUGCGCCGAGUUCAACAGCAAACCCUUCCGCGGAUGGCACUACAAGUGGAAACCCUACACACGCGUGGACGAUCAGGACGUGUGUAAGCUCUACUGCUUCGCUGAAGGUUACGACUUCUUCUUCGCCCUCUCCAGCAAAGUCAGGGAUGGGACGCUCUGCACACAGGACAGCUCUAAUGUCUGCAUCGACGGCAUUUGUGAGAGAGUGGGCUGUGAUAGGAUGCUGGGAUCCAAUGCCGUGCCAGAUCUGUGUGGCGUCUGCAAGGGCGACAACUCCACCUGCAAGACCUACAAAGGACAGUUCUCCAAACAACAUUACAUGAGCCAGUACUACCGUGUGGUGACCAUACCGUCUGGAGCGCGCAGCAUCCGUGUGACGGAGCUCAACUCCUCCAGCUCUUAUCUGGCCCUGAGGAAUCUGCAGAGGAAGUACUACCUGAAUGGACACUGGACAGUGGACUGGUCCGGACGACACUCCAUCGCUGGGGCUGUGUUUGACUACAAGAGACCCUACAACCGUCCAGAGAGCCUCACCUCCACUGGACCCACCAAUGAGACGCUGGUAGUUGAGGUUCUCAUGCAGGGCUGGAACCCGGGCAUUCAGUGGGAAUACACACUGACCAAAGAUCACACAGAGCGACGCAACCAGCCCAAACACAACUACACAUGGGCCAUCGUUCGCUCGCAGUGCUCAGCCAGCUGUGCAGGAGGUCAGAUGGUCAGUAAAUCAGUCUGCUACAAGGAUCUGAGGCUGCAGGUGAACACGUCUUACUGUAACUCACGGUCUCGGCCGUCCACCGGUGUGACGUCCUGUAACACACAGCCCUGUCCAGCAAGCUGGCGUGUGGAGGGCUGGGGAGCGUGCAGCCGCAGCUGUGGAUCCGGAGAGCAGAUCAGACAGGUGCGCUGUGUCCAGAAAACAGGCCCGGAUCAGGUGGACACUGUGACCGAUGAGCGGUGUGCACAACCACCGCCGUCUCGCAGACAGACCUGCAACACACACACCUGUCCUCCCGUCUGGAGCGCUGGACCCUGGUCGCAGUGUUCUCGUAAAUGUGGGAAGGGAGUGAUGAAGAGAGCGGUGGUGUGCGUGAGCAGUGGCUCUUACUCCCGCGUGCUGCCGGAUGCCUCCUGUGCCGCUCUGUCCAAACCCAGCAGCCAAGAGACCUGCAUGAUCAAACGCUGCCACAAACAGCGCAAGGCCCAGUGGUUCGUCUCAACCUGGCAACCGUGUUCAGUGUCGUGUGGUAAGGGGCUUCAGCUGCGUGUUGUGAAGUGUGCAGAGAAGGACACCGCAGGAAAAUAUAGAGAACUGUCAGCCAAAAAGUGUCAGCAUGUGCCCAAACCCUCCAUGGAGCUCCAGAGAACCUGCGUCCUGUCAGACUGUCCCAUGGCCUCUCCUCACAGCAGACCGGACUGGUACUCAUCAGCGUGGUCUCAGUGUACGGUGUCGUGCGGAGGGGGCGUUCAGGUGCGCUCCGUCCAGUGUCUCGUUCAUGGACGUCCCUCCUCCAGCUGUGUCCCGCAGAUGAAGCCUGUGAUGUCCCAGGCCUGUAACACUGCAUUCUGCCCUCAGCCAGAGAAGAAAGAUGUGAUCUGUAAGGAUCAUUUCAGCUGGUGUUAUCUGGUGCCGCAGCACGGCGUUUGCAACCACAAGUUCUACGGGAAGCAAUGCUGCAAGUCCUGCUCGCACACGAACCCGUGAGAACUUCUGCUCCAGAUGUUUGACCGUGACCUUCUGAGCCCUGGAUGGAGCAGAGCCAUGCCCUCUCUAGUGCUGCGCUCAACACAUACUGAAUACAAAGACAUUAUUAAAGACUCAGAGCGGUUUGUUUGUCUGGAGAAUGACACAGCCGAGACCGGCGAGACUGUCAGUGCGCGGCUCUCUGCAGGAAAUGACAUCAUCACAAAGCCCUCUGGGGGCGAUAGCGUGUCAGUGAGGGUGUGAGGACUCAUUAUGUGUCACGGAGCUCCAAAUGCAUGGACAUGUGUUAUGUUUUUCCAUGAACAUGCCUCAUAAUCUCACGUGAAACACAUAAACGGGCUUAAUGCGUCUCAUAGUGGCAGCAGGGAGAAUAUGGUGUCGUGUAGUAGAGCUACAUUCAUUUUUGGUGCUAUAUGUUAAUAUUAAUGGCAGCCGAGCAGCUGUUGCAUAACAGGGGUUUUAAAUUAACAUGACAAUAAAUCAGCGCUUUUGUAUGAUUGAUAUUAAUUCUCUUAUUUAUUAACAAUACUGCAAUAUACCACAAUGCUCUUCUGCUGUAACAUUGUGUUAUACGGCUUUUAUGUUCCUGUUUAACUUUUGGGUAUAGUUGCACGAUUGGUUAUUUUUCUAUGUGCCUUCACAGCACUGUUAUGUAUUUGGGUUUCAUUAUUUUCGAGGAAAACAAAAUGCCAAUUAAACUAGUUUAAUGAACUGUAAGAAGUGUCACGUUUAACAAAGUCAGCUCUCUUCGCGGGAUGUUUUUAGCAACCGCUCGACUGCCAAGAACAGUAAAUCUGUCUUGGGCCUGAUGGAGAGACUCUGCACGUGUGGGGUUUGAAGAGAGCUGCGUCGCACAAAUGACUUCCAUCUUUUACAGUAUUUGCAUUUGUUGUACAGCAACGGUAGAUGAAUGUAAUCGCUCGUCCACUGCGAGUGUUAUUCUGAAGAGUGGACGCAGGAUUUGUUAUAAAUGGCAGUUCUUAUUAAACGUGAUGCGUGUCACACUGCUAUCACA
Cyprinus carpio (common carp) is the source of this 5038-nucleotide messenger RNA. RefSeq names its product ADAM metallopeptidase with thrombospondin type 1 motif, 16. Gene Ontology annotation, biological process: extracellular matrix organization; proteolysis. Gene Ontology annotation, molecular function: metalloendopeptidase activity. The record is from RefSeq and is a predicted model, not a curated record. NCBI's taxonomy places the organism in Eukaryota, Metazoa, Chordata, Actinopteri, Cypriniformes, Cyprinidae. Gene Ontology annotation, cellular component: extracellular matrix.